AUGGCUGCCCCCGCCCUCCUCCUGUGGCCCCUCCUGCCCCUCCUGGGGGGGGUCCCGCUUUUUGGGGGGGUCCCGGUUUUGGGGGGGGUCCCCAGAGGGGGCGUGGCCUGUCCCGGGGGCUGCGCCUGCGAGCGGAGCAGCGCGCGCUGCCGGGGGGGGGCGGGGGGGGUCCCGCGGGGGCUCCCCCCGGGCCUGGCCACGCUCUCCCUGCUCCGCUGGCACCUGGAGGAGCUGCCCCAGGGGAGCUUCCGGCACCUCCCGGCGCUGACCCUGCUCCUGGUGGCCUCGGGGCGCCUGCGCAGCAUCGGGGACGGAGCCUUCGACGGCCUGGGGGCGCUCGAGUACCUGUUCAUCGAGGAUUCCCAGCUGGGCUCCAUCGCCCCGGCCGCGCUCCGGGGGCUCCGGGGGCUGCUCUUCCUGAGUUUGGCCAACAACCGCCUGGAGUCGCUGCCACGGGGGCUCUUCAGGGACCUGGGGACACUGACACACCUGGACCUGCGCGGGAACCCGCUGCGCUGCGACUGCGCGCUGCGCUGGCUGCUGGCCUGGCUGGGCACCCGCCCCUCCCCCCCCGAGGGCCGCUGCCGCGCGCCCCUCCCCCACCUGGGCACCCCCCUGGCGCUGCUGGGACCCCGACAGCUGCACUGCCAGCGCCACGAGCUGCGGCCGUUCCAGUCGCUGCCGUUCUCGUCGCUGGGGGCCGAGCCCUUCGCGCUCGGGGGGCACCCGGGGGUGGCCCUGGCGCAGCCGGCGGCCGGAGCCUGCGCCCUGCUGGAGUGGGACCAGCUCGGGGGGAGGUUCCGCGCCCAGAGCGUCGUCAACGGCUCCGCGCCGGUGGCCUGCCACCCCGUCCCCGUGGGUGACACCCUUUUCCUGGUGGUGGCCCAGCUGCGCGGCGGCUCCUGGGUGUGGCGCCGCUCGGGCGGCCCCGGCUCGCCCUUCGUGCGCCACCAGGCCCUGGGCCAGGGCCACCUGCGCCGUCCCCACGCCGUGGCCGCCGCGCGCCUGGGCGGCCACCUCUACCUGGGCGUGGCCGACAGCUCCAAGGGCGGCACCAGCACCGUGUUCCGCUGGGCUUCCGGAGCCUUCUACCCGCACCAGGCGCUGCGGCCGUGGCGGCGCGACACGCACCUGGAGUUCCUGGAGCUGGGCGGGCGGCCGGCGCUCGUGGUGUGCGGCGCGGCGCGCCGGCCCCUGGUGUACCGCUGGGGCGGCGCCGGCUUCGCGCCGCACACCGACAUCCCGCACGUGCCCGACGCCUACGCCGCCCGGCACUUCCGCCUCGGGACGAGCGUCUUCCUGUGCCUCACGCGGUUCCUGGGCGACGCCAAGGUGAUGCGCUGGGAGGGCUCCAUGUUCCGCGAGGUGCAGCAGGUGCCGGCGCGGGGCUCGCUGGUGUUCCAGCCGCUGCUGCUGGCCGGCCACCGCUACGUCCUGCUGGGCAACGACUUCGCGCCCAGCCGCGUCUUCCGCCUGGGCGCCGGCGGCCGCCUGGAGCCCGCCCAGGAGCUGCCCGCGCCCACGCCCCGCGCCUUCGUCCCCGUCGCUGCCGGCCACCGCCACUUCCUGGUGGCCUCCAGCUUCAAGGGGGCCACCCAGAUCUACGCCCACGUCACCGAGGACAUCGGCACCUGAGGGGACGCGCGGGGACGCGGGGAGGUCCAGAGGGACAGCCGGGCCUGCUGCCGUGUCACCGAGGACCUGAGGGGACAGCUGGGGACGCGGGGUGGCCUCCGGCAUCAAAAUGGCCGCCUGGAUCGGCUGCCGUGUCACCGAGGACGUGAGGAUGGUGACAACCGUGUCACCAUGGAGCUGGGGACAUCAGGGGACGCGUGGUGGCAUCUGGAGGGACGUGGGGAUGGCAGCCACCACAGCAUCCCCUGAGGACACUUUGGGGACACCGUGGGGACAGCGGUGCCACCGCGGCCGCGUGCAGCUGCAGGGACGUGGGGACGUCCCCUGGGCUCGGUCACCACAGGGACAUCAACAGGACACCGGCAGGGACUGGGGCCACCAUCGCCCCAUGUCCCCAAGGGCACUGCUGACCCGAUGUCCCCAAGGCCACCAGUGAUCCAGUGUCCCCUCAUGGUGCCACCAUCACCCCAUGUCCCCAAGGCCACCGCUGACCCGGUGUCCCCAAGGCCUUGUGUCCCCUCCUGGUGCCACCAUGGGCCCGAUGUCCCCAAAUCCACCAUCACCCCAAUGUCCCUAAGGCCAUCACUGUCCCAAUGUCCCCAGAGCCACUGUCACCUCAAUGUGACACUGGUGCCACUGCCGUCCCGAUGUCCCCAAGGCCACCAUCAUCUUAGUGUCCCCUCCCGGUGCCACCAUGGCCCCGAUGUCCCCAAAGCCACCAUCAUUCUGAUGUCCCCAAGGCCAUCACUGUCCCAAUGUCCCCAAGGCCUUGUGUCCCCUCCUGGUGCCACCAUGGCCCCGAUGUCCCCAGGGCCACCACUGACCCCAUGUCCCCAGAGCCACUGUCACCCCGAUGUCACCUUGGCUUUGUGUCACUUUCUGGUGCCACCCUUGCUCCGAUGUCCCCAAAGCCACCAUCAAUGUCCCCUCCUGGUGCCACCAUGGCCCCGAUGUCCCCAAGGCCGUUGUCACUCCAGUGUCACCACUGGUGUCACGUCCCCUCCUGAUGCCACCAUCGCCUCAGUGUCCCCAAGGACUCGUGUCCCCUCUGGUGCCACUUUUGCUCUGAUGUCCCCAAGGCCACCAUGGCCCCAAUGUCCCCAAAGCCACUGUCACCCCAAUGUCACCUUGGCU
Messenger RNA from Passer domesticus (house sparrow), 2769 nucleotides. Its product is annotated as leucine-rich repeat LGI family member 4-like. The transcript is spliced from 9 exons. Gene Ontology annotation, molecular function: protein binding. The coding region runs from base 1 to 1635 and encodes 544 amino acids. Gene Ontology annotation, biological process: myelination in peripheral nervous system; neuron maturation. NCBI's taxonomy places the organism in Eukaryota, Metazoa, Chordata, Aves, Passeriformes, Passeridae. The record is from RefSeq and is a predicted model, not a curated record.